Molecule: messenger RNA, 8394 nt
Organism: Manduca sexta (tobacco hornworm)
Lineage: Eukaryota; Metazoa; Arthropoda; Insecta; Lepidoptera; Sphingidae
Product: MOG interacting and ectopic P-granules protein 1
Exons: 9
Coding region: 342-3419 (1025 amino acids)
Biological process (GO): regulation of gene expression
Cellular component (GO): nucleus
Source: RefSeq, a predicted model, not a curated record
CAUUGCCGCCAUAUUGCAUUUGGACUGUGACGACUGGCGAUAGUUCAUGUACUUUCGCACAAUUUAUAUUAUCAUCAAUGACUGAAAUAAUUACGUGCUUAUGGUUACCAGUGUCUUUAAGAAAACUGUUUUUUAAUUUGUGUUGCAUCUCAAAAUCUUAAGACUGUUGAGUUCUCAGAGUGCUUUCUCAAAUAACAAAAUCGUUUUGGGUCUCGCUAUUGGAAUAUCUACCAAGCAGUAAACUAGUGGUGGAAAAAAGGAUCAUUGAGCGCGCUGCUCUGCGGAUUUAUAGUUAUCGAGACCUCAAGUGUGUGUCACAUGGAAUGUAGUUUUGUAUCAAUAUGAAUGGAGAAGUAAAUGGCACUAUGGAAGAUCCUCUCAAUGCUCCUAGUUCACCUAAUGAUCAGCCACAAGACAAUAUACAAUUCCCAGAGAAUGAUGCCAAUGAAGCUAUUUGCACUGAAAACAGCCCCAAUGCAGACAGUGACAUAAACACAACAACACCAUCGUCUAAUGUUGGGUGUGAAGCCAACUUAGAGUCUGUUGAGAAGAAUAAUGACAAAUCUGUACAUACUGAGGAUUGGUCCAAUGAUGGCCAUACUCAAAAUGAAACUGAACAAGAAAAUGGUGAUGUAGAGAACUCUUGUGGUAGUAAUGAUGAUUCACGCUCCAAUUGCAUGGAUGUUUUACAUACUAGUACUGAAAAAACUAAUGAGCACAAAAUUGAUGAAUCAUAUGACAAAAUCAUUGAGAAUAUGGAAGAUGAAAUUGAUUCUGAAGAUGACUCAUCAGAAGAAGAUGCUUCUGAUGGAGAACACAAAGCUCAUGAUUCUGUUGGUAUCAUAACGGAUCAUGAGAUAGAUGGAUGUGAUGAGUCUUCUCAUGGAAGUCAAAAAACAAAGAAUGAUAUAAUAAUGUUAGAAAAUGAUAGAAUGGAUAAUCAUAAUGGGAAUUCCCAUGAUUCAACAAGCCCUGAAAUUCAAGAAAUUGAAAGUGAUAAUGAGGAAUCCACUAUAAAACAAGUUGAAAAACCAGACACAAAAGGUGAUGAAAAAGUCCAACUGCGCAGAAGUAGCAGAGCUAUAAAGAGAAAACGAUACAUUGAUGACAUGGAAAAUGGUACCGAGUCAGAUGUAGAAGAAAUAGUUUAUGUAGAUGCAUUGAGGCAUAAAUCUAAACCUAUUAUCAUUAACAACACAAGAUCUCUUGUGGAGAUGGCGGCUAAGCAAAUGAAAUCUAAUCAUAGUAACAACCAGAAAAAAGAACCCACUGUAGUGAUUAUAGAUACAAACUCUGAAAAAAGACCAGUAAACAAAGUUGCAGGUGUAACCAUGAGCACAAGUGCACACAAUUUAUAUCAGAGUAUUAUUGCUCGAGGAACAACUGUGACACCAAUAAACAGUAAAAAUAAUACAGUUAACAAUGUUACUCCACAGCCUCCAUCUAUUUUACCUUCUUUAACAGAUGAUAUGUUUGUUGUGGAAGCACCUUCAUUCAUUGUUCCUUAUGUUUAUGAAAAACCUUCAUUGAAACCUUUUAGGGAAUUUGUAGAUACACUAGGCAAAGAACUAGACGAGAUAAAAGCCAAAGAAGAUAUAGAUACUCCUACAAAAGAAGAUAAACAAAAAGAAGAGAAUGAUAAAGAUGAUAACACAAAACAAGAUAAAAAAGAAAAGGCUGAAGGAGAACCAUUUGAGGAAGAUAAAGGAGAAUCAGAAAAAUUGAAGAAAAAGGCUGAAAAAAAAGAACGAAAUCAGCGUAAAGAUGAAGAUGAUGAUGUUUCCUGGGAUGGAGAAUCAUCUACAGACUCUGAUGAUGAUAUCCUUAGUGAUGAAGAAGAUAAAAUAACAGUCAUCAAGGAUAAAGCAGAUCCAAUUGAUAACAUAAAAGAAGUUACUGAAUUGACUUCGGAACAAAUCUGUCAAUCUAAAUCUGAUAAUUACUUUGACUGUUCUCUUGGUAAAUUUUUCAUUGAUAUUGGCUAUAAUCUAGUCCAGGAAUAUGUACAACAUGAUUUAUUAAAACAGCAAAAUAGAAAGAUGCAUCGAGAGAAAAAGUCAGGUCAUAGCACUAAAGCUACCGAGACUUCUAUUGCAUCCUUAAUGAAAAAUAUAGAAUUAAGUAAAGAAAAUAAUUUGCCAUAUUCAUUUACUCAGAAGAAAUGCGAAUAUUGUAGCUUCAAGUCUGAAUCUGCAUUAGUCAUGUCUCAUCAUUUAGAAACCCCACAUAUGAAAAAUAAUGUAUAUAAAUGUAAUUUCUGUUCCUUUGAAAUCCGAAGUCCACAUGAUAUCUUAUUCCACAUGGAAGCAGAACACAAUAUUAGAGGGAAAUUAGAAAGAGCCCCUGCAUAUCAUCAAUGUGCUAACUGUCCAUUUGAGGAUAAUGGUAAGGGCAAACUCGCCCGUCACUUGAUUCCAUGUGCAAAGAGGUUUAAGCCAGAUUUGAAUUUAGCCCCACCAAUUGAGUGGGAACCUCCAGCUAAAAUACCAAAGAUAACAAAAUCGCGCAAUAGUGUUAUGAACCCGUAUCAAAGUUCAUUCAAUCGUGGUAAUUUGGGCCCCAACUUGAGCAGGCCAAUGACAGUGGCCAAUAUGUUGCCUGGUGUGAGUUCGGCCUACAGGCCACGUGGCCGCUCGCCUAUGGCGAUCCCGCCGCGAGCUGCGCCGGUCCACGGAACGCCCAUUGUACGUGGAGGCAUUAUGGCCAGGCAUAACUCGCCUGUGAUUCCUUCAUCGAAUUAUCCCACGAAACAGAAGGUCGUGCACCAGCCGUCUAUAUCUAUCACGCCUUUGCCGCGACAACCGCAGCCCGUUCAGCCGCCGCCCGUGCAGCAGUCGAAGAGCACGUUCGUGAUUUGCGAAAUAUGCGACGGCUACAUAAAGGACCUCGAACAACUCAGGAACCACAUGCAGUGGAUACACAAAGUCAAGAUACACCCGAAGAUGAUAUACAACAGGCCUCCUCUUAACUGCCAAAAAUGUCAAUUUAGGUUCUUUACCGAUCAAGGGCUAGAGAGACAUUUGUUGGGCUCACACGGCCUUGUCACCAGUUCCAUGCAGGAGGCUGCAAAUAAGGGAAAAGAUGCCGGCAGAUGUCCAGUUUGUGGCAGAGUGUACCAAUGGAAACUGCUGAACCAUGUGGCCAGAGACCACAGUCUCACAUUGAAGCCGGCACAUUUAUCUUACAAAUGCACUGUAUGCACAGCCACAUUUGGCAUGUACAAGCAGUUCGAGAACCACGUGUACUCCACGCACAGUGUCGUCGCUAAACGAGUUAUGGACAAGAGCAAAACUUGCUCAUCGUCUGCGAAAACUACUGCGAACAGUGAUUCGCUUCUCAAACCUUUAAAGAUUAACGAUGAGAUUACUAUCAUACCACAGCCCGCAAAGGCGACAGCGACUGCAUCGAAAGAUAAAUAAGAUAAUCGUCGUGUACCUAUUCGGACUGCAAGCUUGCCGUUUUAUGACGUCACUCCCUGGGGAAGUACUCGUCAUUAUGCCUAUUGAGGAGACUUUCAACAAUUCAAUUUUAGUAUACAUUCCACACAAAGAUUGCUAUAAAAAUUACAUUUAGCAUAAGGAUUUGUAAUAAUUAUAGUCAAAGAGGUGAAUAGGACCCAAGAGUUGUAAUUGAUCGCCUUAGAUUUAAAUUAUAAUUGCACCAUGUUACCCACUGUAUUGUACUGUGUGUAUACUAAAAUAUAUUCUAGCCACAAUUGUAAUUGAUAAGAUAAUGAAGUAUAAAAUUACUGUUAUGUCAUUUGAAGUUUGUACUUUCAUCGCUUGAGUCCUUAAUGCCUUGUUUUGUGGUACCUUAUAGAAUAAAAUAUUGUCUACAGGGUACUAUUGCACAAAUAUGUCACUUCUCGCGUAGUGGCGUGUUGGUAAUAGUUUCACAGGGACACAUCACUGCCCAGGCAAGCAACGCCCGUGAUAUUUCGAGCAAAGUCUUAAAAUACAUAAUAUAUAGUCAUGUCAAUAUCUUGGAGUAAAUAUGAGAUAUAUAUGAUAUAUGUUACAAAUGGUGUUUUAUCAAGAGUUUUAUGCUGAUAUUUAAUAUAGAUAUAAUCACAAAAAAAUGUUAUAUAGAACUGGAAUGUAUACUAAUUAUUGAAUCUGAUUAACUCACGUAAAUGCUAUAUACCUCAAUGACUACUAGUUUUGAGAUAAUAUAUUGUAAUUGUUUGUAAGAUUAUUAAUAUUAUUUCCAAUUCCAAGGUGAUUAAAUUGUACGGCGUUAUGGUAUUAUGGUGAAGGGGCAGGCAGAGAGGUGUAGAGCGCAGAAUUAAUUUAAACAAGUAUCGUAUUGUCGUUCUUACGACAUUACAUUAUUAUGUACCUUAUGAUUUUCAAUAAGGGUUGAAAGUUGCGAGUGAUAAGGGAGUGUAGCGAAAUUAUAUUUGCGUAUUCACUUUUUGAACUCAAAGAUUAAAAUUGUGGUUCCCCGGUGUUUGAAAUGCCCACGAAAUUUAUUACAUUUUUCAGUUAGACUUUAUUGAGUUUUCUCUCUUCUGUUUGUCGCUAUCACUACUUCUGUAUAUGAAGUUUAACGAUGCGACUCGCCUCCUCCGUGCGCGCAAUGUGCUUAAGUAGUACUAUAACGUUUUCGCUUCACGUAUUAUGAAUUUAAUUGUGCUUCACUUGGUAUCUAAUUGCCUAGCCCUUUACUACUACCAUAAUAACAUCGUAGUUGAUUAUAGAUUUAUCAAUUUAAUUUACCUUUAAUUGUAUUAUAGCAAUAUACAUUAGUACCCUGCUUCGUGCAGUGGCGUGAACUAAUAAUGAAUAAUCUUAUAUAUUUGAUGAGGUCUUUAGUGAUUGGCUCUUGGCAAAGCCGUAGGCCAUUUGUAGACUGUUAUAUUCUUUAUGGGCAGCUUACUUUGCGCGUAGAUACGCGUAGAUGCCCGUGGAUUCCAUCUUCAGGUUUGCGGAUGCUUAAUAUUAUGGUGGUGUUUAAGUUAUAAAUGUAAACAAUAUUUUUUCAUUUCGACACGCUCCACGAUCAAUCAACUGUAAAUUUAAUGUGACUGUUAUACAGACAGAUUAAUAUAAUGGUGUCUUUAGUUUGUAUCAUGGAAUUCCUUAAUUGUCACCAUAAUACUUAAAAGCUCACUAUCAAACUGGAUCAUAGCAUAUAAUGUAAAAGUAUUUAAAUACAUGAAUAUUAUUAUUAAAAUAUAUUGUAACAUAAAAUAAUUUUAAAUUAUUCAUUCAAAAAGCUACAGUCGAUAUAUAAAAGAAAUCUCAGAGAAUGUUAAAAUUUAAUAAUUCUGUGAAAAGUGAGAAAAUAUUAUCCUUCUGAGGAAACAUAGCUGUACGUAACUGAAUAUCAGGUGUGAAUUUUAAAUAAGUGCUAAAAAUGUAAUCGGGUUUUGAUCGAGAAAAGUUUAUUAAAUUGUAGGUGAUUUAAUACUUGUACUGGUACAAAUUUUGUACGAGCCUUACGAAAUAGGGUAUUUGACUUGUUUUUAUUUAUUAUGUUUAUCAAAUAUUUAUCUUACAUGGAUUCUAAAACGGAAAGUUUGUUUAAAAUCUGGUACAAAAUCAAGUUAUAAGCUUUUGAAUUUCGGUAGAUAGAAAAGUCUUGAGAAACGAAAAGAGACGCGCAGUACGCGCACGUGACGUCAUCGAGGAUUACGAUGUGUGAAACGAAUGAAAGGGAGCAAUAUCCCCACAACGUGCCCACUCCUGCUCAUUGCCAUAGUUCAAAAAUAAAUUACUAAGCUAAGUACUUUAUCAAUUUCAAAGCAAUUUUUAUGAAAGAUUUCUUUUUCAUACUAUUUGCUGUUACACAUAGGAUUAUUUACGAAAUGAAACAAAACCAAAAACCCUAUUAUUCAGUUUGUGCUAACGUAAUAUCAUCAAUUUAUCAUUACAAGUGAUGAUCUCUUCACUCAUACUUCAAAUUGUCACGCAUAAUAUUAUAUUUCAUUACAUGGUCCUAAUUUUAUUGAUUAAUAUUAAAUAUCGAAACAGUUUUAAUACAAAUAAUUGCAAAGAAUUUGUUUUAAUGUAAGAAUGUAAAUUUUUUGUCAGUCUGUUGUAAUACGAAGGAAAAUAUUAUUAUAAAUAUCAGAUUUAGAGUUUUGAUUUUAUAACAAUUUUAUGUAAUUCAUCUUAUUGUAAAUACAUAUAUAAGUUAAAAAAAUAAAUGAAAAAAGUAAAUACCUUUGACUACAUGUAAUGUAGAGCUGAUAAAUAUAAAUUUAUUUAUAAUUGGCGAUCUCGCGCGUAAUAAAUGUGAAAUUAGAUUACUUUCAAGUCCCAAAGGUCCUGCGCGAUUGUGAGUACAGGGAAAAUGAACCGCGAUUGCCUAGUCGCUCAUUGUAUAAAAAUACGUCGGUGGUUGUGAAACGCGACGUCAUUUUUAAAACAUAAUUAUUUGUCAAUGGUGUAAAAGGAUUUAAGGGAUGAAUUUAAUCGAGAUUAUUACACUGACAAAUCUGCUCAAGAUAUCAUGUAAUUUACACAUAUGCCUUAUCCAUACUGGAACUGAAAAAUUAGGUUAGGAAUCAAAAAGUUUGUCUUACAUAUUAAAUCUCGAUUUUUCGCCCCCUUUAGUCCUAUUGAUCUUGUUUUGUGUUGUGGCUACACUGUCUUAUAAAGGUUUUUAAAACAUUUUAUUCGAAAGGAGUAAUAUGUGUAGCCAAUGUCACAUUAUCGAUUCGCGAUAAUGUGACAUUGGCAUUAGCUAUGGGGCAUUUUUUAUUUGAUCGCGUAUUGCUAUGCCAUCAACGGUAUAAUAUAGUUUGACAUUAGUCCUACUGUUGCCCCAUCAUUAUAGUAGUUUAGUGUGCUGUGGCUUUCUUUUAACAACUUUUGUUCGUGUCCAGUCGUAAACAGACAUUUACAUUAGCAAUAACCGCAUAUGAAUUAGUCGCUUUCAUAUUGUCUCGUAUUUAAUGAGGGUUUUAUUCAAAUGGUACUUAAUGGCCAAAUCCGGAACUCCGAGCAAUAGCAUAAUAAACUUGAAUUGAUCUCGGAAAUAAAUUAUUGAAUCGUUGAGAUUUUGUAAAAUAUUAUGUUUUCCUAGCGCAUAAUUAAACCCGUAGACUGAUUAAUAAAAUGCUGUUAUUUUUUCCUAUCCUGGUGGUAUAAACAGAUUAAAUCUGGAAAAUUAUGUCAAAUUAAAAUGUGCAUGAAAUGAGCAUUACACGUUUAAUUUCCUUUGGGGCAUAAAAAGAUUUGCUAAUGGGCUCUCAUAGCGUUAUUAAUUAAAUUAAAAGAUCCCGGUUAGCAAAGCACCAUAAUAUUUUGUAUAAAAUAUACAAUAUACAUACUCUAUAAUAUUUAAUUUCAAUGUGAUUUCUAAACAAUGUAAACAAACUACCGUUUUACUCGAAAAUUCACAAGCCGCUUGAAUAGUAAGUACAUUAACGACUGCUUUAAUACAUUUGUACUGUAUUUACCAUUAUUCUAAACCGCACAUCUUUCGUGAAAUUAACAAAGCAGUGUUUACAUUUUGUGUUAGUUUCAUUAAAAUAGAUAAUAUUUAUUACAUUGUAUUAAGACAUUGUAAAACUAGUAUUUCUAAAUAUUCUCGAUUAAGAUAUGAGUGGAGAAUUUAUGAUAUUGAAUGAUAACUUUGUAAUCACAUCAAGCAAUAUACAUGUACAAAUGCGCCCAUGUACAAACUGAGAUAAAAACAUACUUUUUGGUUUACCCCUUAUUUGUUUAUCCAAUAUGUUCGCUCGCUUAUAGAUUCACUGCUAUAACUUUUAAAGAGCCCAAAGAUACAUCGAACGGUUGCGUCGCUCGAAAAUUCGACCACCAGCCGAAAUGGUGUUUUUCCUCUUGUUUAUAACUUCGUACGAAACAAAUCAACUACGGUAAAAUAAUCUGCUCGGAUUACGCAUUCAAUUUUGUUUUUAAAUACUCAUUUUAAUUUAGUAAUUAUUCAUUGUUUCUUGUCAGCAUUUUAAUUGGUCAUAAAUUAGUUCCAUGAGCAAAAGUUUUCGCCUUAUCUACAUCGAUUGUGUUGUGAGAAAUGUUUUUGUUAAUACUAUGAAGCGGGCACAGACCGUUAUAUUUUUAUUAUCGAGUCCAAACAAAUACUACGUGAUUGUGUUUAGGAUGACACAUUCCUAAUAUCUUAAUUUUACUUUCACUGUAGUAAUAUUGGAGGUGCGUGGUAAAUAUUUAUUUUUUAGUUAAGGUUGUUUUAUUUAGAUUAGUAAAAGUAAAGUAUAAGUAAUAUUAAUUUAAAGAAUUUAUUUAGUGCUGUGUUAUUAUCUGCGUUUUUGCUAGUGAGAGUGAUUGAGUACAGCAGGACCUGAUUUUUAAGUAGGUCUAUAUCUAAAUUCAACACGAUUCAAAAGUUUUGUAUAAUUUUUGUUAUCUUGUAUAUACCUAGGUAUCAUUUAAAUAUUUGUAAUAAAGAUACCUUACUAUUAUU